ACUAAAUUUUAUCUUUUCUGGUUUUACUCUUAUUUCAGUGCCUAUAAAUACCUCCAUUUUUCUAGUGUUCAUUCACAACUCAAAAUUGCAAUCUUUCUUAUUAUUAAAAAAAAUAUUUGCAAACUUUUUUAGUCAUUCGAAGAGACUAUGGCUCGUUCCGUUUACUUCAUGGCAUUUCUUUUCUUGGCAAUGACACUCUUUGUUGCCUAUGGGGUGCAAGGUUAUAACAUUUGCAAAACAAAAAGCAAAUAUUUUGAAGGAUUAUGUUGGGUUGACUCUUCAUGUAGAAAAGUUUGUAUCGAGAAGGAUAAAUUUGAAGAUGGUCAUUGUAGCAAACUCCUAAGGAACUGCCUAUGCACUAAGAUAUGUGCAUUUGACAAUAUUCCUAAUGAUGCUGGAACUAUUUUGGUUCAGGAUGCUAAAUCUCUCGAAGCACAAUUGCUUGAAGAAGAGAUUUUCAGGGCGUAAUUAAGUCUGAUUAUGGAUUUACUGUCAAACAAAAUUAAAUGAAGUGUUGCCUUUCUUAAAAGGGUAACUUAUAAUGUUGUGUUCUUGGCCUAUAGUAGCCAUUUGACACAUUAAAUAAGUUGUGAUACAUCAGUCCUUUAUGUAUCUUGUUUUAAAUUUGUGUGUGUUUAAAUGAAAAGAGAUCUUUUACGCUCUAUAA
Molecule: messenger RNA, 667 nt
Organism: Capsicum annuum
Lineage: Eukaryota; Viridiplantae; Streptophyta; Magnoliopsida; Solanales; Solanaceae
Product: flower-specific defensin-like
Exons: 2
Coding region: 148-468 (106 amino acids)
Biological process (GO): defense response
Source: RefSeq, a predicted model, not a curated record